UAGGACAAAGCUAUGAUUCUAGAGUCACAUAGAUUUGUAAUGAUAGUUUAAGUUGUCAUUUAUCGUCUUUGAGUCUCAGUGCCCUUAUCUGUAAAAUAAAGAUGUUGAUAACUGCCUAGAGUUUUGGAGAGAAUUAAAUGAGAUAACAUUUUUUUCUGUACUUACUGAUGUGUAGUGUGUUUGUAUUCAGGUGGCAGUUUAUAUAAAGGAAGCACUGAGACUUGAGGCCACACCUUUCAAGAAUAAAAAAAAAAAUUGGAAAAUGGAACCAUGUAAGGAACAACAAGAGCCAGAACCACAGAAGAGCAUAAAAGAAACCAAACAAGUAGAUGAAGAAGAUGCUGAGCUGAUCUUUGUUGGGGUGGAACAUGUAAAUGUAGAUGCUGACCUGAUCUUUGUUGGGGUGACUUCAGAACCUAAACCAGUUGUUUCAAACAUUUUGAACAGAGUUACCCCGGGUUCACGUUUAAGGAGAAUAAAGUAUGAUCACCUCAGAAAAGCUACUGCUCACAAAUUGCAGCCCAUCAGCCAUGUGACACCUACAUCAGAAGCAGUGACUGUCUUGCCAGUUUCUGAACCUGAAUCACGAUCUACAGAAAGUCCUAUUAUUACUGAGCCUUUGUCUAAACCUGAUUAUAAAAGUAGUUCACCACAAGUUGUGCCUAAUAGUUCUUCUGAGUUAUAUUCUCCUUUGACUACAUUCACAAGUUCAUUGCAGCAUUCAAUAGGAGCAGCACUUUCCCUAGGAAGUGUGAAUAAAAGUCCUUGCACUUCAAAGCGACUUUCUAUUUCAGAAGUAAACAACGUAAAUACCAAAAGGCCUAAACUCAGUGAUGGAAUCCCAGGAGGACAUUCUCCACCUUCUUCUCCUUCAGGUAUUUUUCAUACAGUAACUACUCAGCAAAGCACACCCUCAGAUAGUGUUCAUACCUCAUUAAGCCUUGUUCAGAAUGGAGCACCUUUUCCAACAGCUUUUCCAAAGGACAGUGUCCAUUUCAAGCCUAUAAAUCUUGUUAGGGAAAAUAGAUUGAGAGAAAUAGACUUUUUGAGUCUAGCAAGUCAAAACAAGAUUGUUGAUCCCAAAAAAGGAAAUCUGGUUGUGUUACUUCAUGACUUUUACUACGGACAGUAUAAAGGAGAUGGGCAGCCAGAACAGAAGACUCACACAGUCUUUAAAUGCCUCAACUGCUUCAAAGUUCUAAAAAAUAUCAAGUUUAUGAACCACAUGAAGCACCAUUUGGAACUUGAGAAACAGGGGUGUGAAAGCCGGGAAAUGCACACCAUCUGCCAGCACUGCCACCGGCAUUUUCCCACUCCAUUUCUGCUGCAAUGUCACAUUGAAAGUGUACAUACUUCCCAGGAGUCCUCUGCAGUCUGUAAAAUUUGUGAAUUGUCAUUUGAAACAGAGCAGGUUCUCUUACAGCACAUGAAGGACAAUCAUAAGCCUGGGGAAAUGCCCUAUGUGUGCCAGGUUUGCAAUUACAGAUCGUCUGCCUUUGCUGAUGUGGAAAUACAUUUCAGAACAUGCCAUGGAAACACAAAGAAUUUGCUUUGUCCAUUUUGUCUCAAAAUUUUCAAAACUGCAAAAUCCUAUAUGAAUCAUUGCUGGAGCCAUUGGAACAAAAGUGUCUUCCAGUGUUCCAAGUGCCGGCUGCAGUUUUUAACUUUCAAGGAGAAAAUGGAGCACAAGACCCAGUGUCAUCAAAUGUUUAAGAAGCCUAAGCAACUGGAAGGAUUGCCUCCUGAAACAAAAGUUGUUAUUCAGGUGUCACUGGGACCACCUCAACCAGGGUCAGUGGAAGUAGCAUCCAUUGCUGUGAGCACAUCUGAUUCUGAGCCACCACCAGCCCCCAAGCCUAAAAGUAGAGUUUCAAAAAAACCCCGUUAAUUCUAGUUUUAGUAAAUCUAAAAUAUUUCAAUCAAAGUAAAACACCCCAUAGAAAGAAAACAUACAAACCACACA
This is a messenger RNA of Hipposideros armiger (great roundleaf bat), 1963 nucleotides long. It is a transcript of the gene ZNF280B, whose product is annotated as zinc finger protein 280B. Gene Ontology annotation, molecular function: DNA-binding transcription factor activity, RNA polymerase II-specific; RNA polymerase II cis-regulatory region sequence-specific DNA binding. Gene Ontology annotation, biological process: regulation of DNA-templated transcription. NCBI's taxonomy places the organism in Eukaryota, Metazoa, Chordata, Mammalia, Chiroptera, Hipposideridae. The coding region runs from base 263 to 1888 and encodes 541 amino acids. The record is from RefSeq and is a predicted model, not a curated record. The transcript has a single exon.